Molecule: messenger RNA, 992 nt
Organism: Nicrophorus vespilloides
Lineage: Eukaryota; Metazoa; Arthropoda; Insecta; Coleoptera; Silphidae
Exons: 2
Coding region: 70-966 (298 amino acids)
Source: RefSeq, a predicted model, not a curated record
UUCACAGCCAAACCAGACAGCUAUACAUUUAAAUAAAUCUUAAACUUUCUAAGUUUUUAAAUUGAAAUCAUGUAUUUCGCGAAGAUUAACGAAGCUUUAAACUUCUUGGAUGUUUCAUCCAUUGAAUACGAUGAGAUCUUCAAAGCAACAGCUGCCUUGAUGGGAAUCGAAAGUCUCUUGGAGUAUUACGAAGAGGAUAAACAAAACGAUGUUGUCGUUGAGGAUGCUAAAUAUUACGUUAGCGAGGGAAAGACUGUUGAACAAGGAAAAACCGUUGUAGCUCAAGGCAAAACUGUGGAUAUCGAUCAAGGAAAGACUUUCAUCUCGCAAGGAAAAACUUUUAUUGCACAAGGUAAAACUACAGAAGUUGACCAAGGAAAGAAGUACUUUGCUCAAGGAAAAACAUUGGAAGUUGAGCAGGGCAAAAACUAUGUUGGCCAGGGUAAAUUUGUUGCACAGGCAAAGACAUACCUCAGUCAGGGAAAAACCAUGCAUAUUGACCAAGGAAAAUCUUACAUGUCGCAAGGAAAAUCUUAUGUUUCCCAGGGCAAGUCCGUUGAUCAAGGCAAGACCUAUGUAGCCCAAGGCAAAUCUGUUGAACAAGGCAAGACCAUCGACCAAGGCAAGACCUACGUUGCCCAAGGCAAAUCCGUUGAACAAGGAAAGACCAUCGAUCAAGGCAAGACAUAUGUUGCCCAAGGCAAAUCUGUUGAACAAGGCAAGACCUACAUUGCCCAAGGCAAGUCCUACGUUGCCCAAGGAAAAUCCGUUGAACAAGGCAAGACCUAUAUUACCCAAGGAAAGACCAUAGACGUUCAACAAGGAAAAUGCUACGUCUCUCAAGCCAAAACCAUCGACGCUCAAUACGUGUCUAGCGUAUUGAAAUAUGUAAUUGAAAACACUGUUAACUUCAGCAAACAGCAAUCUUAUUAUAUGAGACCAAUGAACAUGAUUUCUGUUUACUAAUUAAAAUAAGAGUAAUUCGAUUGAAA